This is a messenger RNA of Penicillium angulare, 1464 nucleotides long. Its product is annotated as cytochrome P450. Gene Ontology annotation, molecular function: monooxygenase activity; iron ion binding; heme binding. Lineage: Eukaryota; Fungi; Ascomycota; Eurotiomycetes; Eurotiales; Aspergillaceae. Bases 1 to 1464 code for a protein of 487 amino acids. The transcript has 5 exons. The record is from RefSeq and is a predicted model, not a curated record.
AUGCUAAGUAGCAUCAUCAUCUACCGUCUCUUCUUCCAUCGACUCCGUCAUUUUCCUGGUCCUCGCCUUGGUGCUGCGAGUAAACUGUGGAGUGUUUACAAGUGUCGGGAUUCGAGAAACCAUCUGUUCCUUGAUGAAUUGAACAAGAAGUAUGGCACAUUUGUACGAACAGGUCAGUUAUGCAUUCAUGAACAAGAUUCCUCGACGGGUCAGGCGGCUCAGAGAAUACCAGGCCCUGCCGAGAUCACAAUUUUUCACCCAAAGGCAUGGGAGGCUUUGGAUGGAGCCGGCAAUGCGAACAUUCGCUCGGAUUGGUACGAUAUUGUACAUCCGCGCAUUUCUCCUAUCUUCUCUCGCAUAGAAGAAGACCACACAGAACGGCGAAAGGUCUGGAAUCGGGCGCUGUCAAUGAAAUCCAUUAGGGAGUACUUGCCUCGAAUUCUCCAGCAGAUUGGAACGCUGGAAUCGAUCGUUGCUGGCAUGGAGGGUCAGCCAAUUUCGCCUAAUGACAUCAUGCAAUGGUUUGCAUUCGAUUCCAUGGGCGAAUUUGCAUUCAACGAAAGCUUCGAUAUGAUGAAGACUAAGAACUGGCAUCGCGCUAUUAUACAACAGCGCUCGGCACUUGCCAUUCUCGGAUCCCUUAACCAUACUGUUUGGGCAAUUCGAUUGGCAUUCGCCUUUCUAGGCCGUUUCUGGCGUGUGAAAGACUGGAUGGGGAUGAUAUCUUUUUGUGACCAGUGCAUUGAGCGGAGGCUUCAAAAUGCGCCUGCUCAACCGGACAUCGCUUCAUAUUUCAUUGAGGAAUUUCACAAUGGACGCAACGAGAAGAACUGGAUUGGCAAGAAGCAAUUACUGAGCGGCAACACCGUUUCGGUAAUUGUGGGUGGAAGCGACACGACUGGUCCAAGUCUAAUUCUAGUCUGGUACUUCAUGGCUUCAUAUCCUGAAUAUGCCGAACGAGUGUAUCAAGAAGUGAAAAACAUUGAUCCUUCAGAUAUCACUGGCCUGUCAAAGCUGCCAUGCCUGAAUGGGUUUAUUAACGAAACGAUGCGACUUAUCCCAGCUGCACUGACCAUGGGUACACGGAUGACUCCGGCACAAGGCAUGACGAUUGACGGGACGUACAUCCCAGGUGGUAUUAAACUUGCUGCUCCGAAGUACACCAUUUUUCGAUCCGAGAGGUCAUUCGAGGAUCCCUUGUCCUUCGUCCCAGAGCGCUGGUAUAGUCGACCUGAAAUGAUUCGGGACAAAGACUCCUUUGCGCCUUUUGGCGUUGGCCGACGUGCUUGCGUUGGAAAGAAUUUAGCUCUUACCCAGAUCCGGCUAGUUGUCACAAUCUUGCUCUCUCGCUAUAUUGUUCGUUUUGCGCCUGGCGAAACUGGCGAGGCUGUGGAGCGUGACAUGCGGGACCAACUUACUGCCCAGCCUGGUCGAUAUGAGGUAGUAUUUGAGCCUCGGGGGUGA